Molecule: messenger RNA, 2112 nt
Organism: Larimichthys crocea (large yellow croaker)
Lineage: Eukaryota; Metazoa; Chordata; Actinopteri; Sciaenidae
Gene: camk1gb
Product: calcium/calmodulin-dependent protein kinase IGb
Exons: 13
Coding region: 114-1580 (488 amino acids)
Biological process (GO): protein phosphorylation
Molecular function (GO): protein kinase activity; ATP binding
Source: RefSeq, a predicted model, not a curated record
GCGCAGAGGGAGCAGCAGCAGCAGCAGCAGCAGCAGCAGCCUGAUCUGGAAUCUGUGCCCUAAGUCUCAAUGAGCACCUGUAAGACUGUCAGUCCCUCCCCUCAGCUCUCUCCAUGGAUGUCAUCCCUGACUUGACAACAGGUACUUGUGAGGUCCCAGACAAAGUAAUCCGUCCAGACCUCGGCGAGCUGGCAGGAGAGUCAGAGCAGAGCUCCUUCAGCGCCUCGCAGUCUCAAGAAAUUGCCGCCAAAGCGUCUGCAGACAUGGGUCGACAAGAGGCCGACUAUGUGUGGAAGAAGAACACUGAAAACAUCCAGGAGAUAUUCGACAUCAUGGAGGAGCUGGGAUCGGGAGCGUUCUCAGAGGUGUACAUGGUGAAGGAGAAGGCGACGGGAAAGAUGUUUGCCAUGAAGUGUGUGAAGAAGAAACAGAAAAGAGACCUCAAUCUGGAGAACGAGAUCGCCGUGCUGAGAAGAAUCCAGCAUGAAAAUGUCGUCGGGAUGGAGGAUUUCUAUGAAAGUCGGACCCAUUACUACCUUGUCAUGCAGCUUGUUUCAGGCGGUGAGCUCUUUGACCGUAUUCUGGACCGGGGGGUUUACUCGGAGCAGGAUGCCAGCAGAGUGAUCCAGCAGGUGCUGCAGGCCGUCAGCUAUCUGCACCAAAACGGCAUCGUGCAUCGUGACCUCAAGCCAGAAAACAUCUUGUACUAUAGCCCGGACGAGAACUCCAAGGUCAUGAUCAGUGAUUUUGGCCUCUCCAAGAUGGUAGACAACGACAUCAUGUCGACGGCUUGUGGCACCCCAGGAUAUGUAGCUCCUGAAGUUUUGGCACAGAAGCCCUACAGCAAGGCAGUGGACUGCUGGUCUAUUGGAGUUAUCACCUACAUCCUGCUCUGUGGAUAUCCCCCUUUUUACGAAGAAAGUGAGUCGAGACUGUUCUCCAAGAUCAUGAAGGCGCAGUAUGAGUUCGACUCGCCCUUCUGGGAUGACAUCUCCGAAUCUGCUAAAGAUUUCAUCCGUAACAUGAUGCAGAAGAAUCCCAGCAUGCGUUACACCACCGACCUGGCCCUCAGACAUCCCUGGAUUAUCGGAAAGACGGCUCGGAGCCAGGACAUCUACUAUUCUGUCAGUGUUCAGAUCCAAAAGAACUUCGCCAAGACCAAGUGGAAGCAAGCCUUUAACGCUGCCGUAGCCAUCAACCACAUGAAAAAGCUGCAGCUGGCCCACUCAGAGCUCGCCCUGAGGCAGGCCAGCAUCCCAGACAUCAACGUGAUCGAUGUGUCCUCCCCAACAAAGAGCCGCAAACGUCUGGAUCCAGACAAGCUGGACCAAAACGUGGCGAUGGAGAUGAACGGGAAAGUACAGGGGGCGCAUCACAUGUCCCUGCCCACGAGCCAAGUUGAACUGAAGAGCCAUUUCCACUCACUGAAGGCCACUCAGAGUCAGCGCGACGGGCACCACGCGCCCACCAUAGCUGAGCAGGGCAAGAACGUCUACCACUCCGAGCCCGCCAACCUGAACGGGUGCGGUAAGAACCAUAGUGGUAAACCUGUGCAGACCGGAGUCUGCUCAGUGAUGUGAAGGCUGCAUGAAGUUUACAUGGAGAAAAAAAACACAUUUUACUUGGUCAGUGUUGCUGUGCUGACUCAGCAUGCGGCUGUUUUGUGUCAGCAGGUCCUUAACCCGGUGCUGAGAAAGAGAAGUGGUUAAAUCCCAUGGACGGACCCGUAAACGGUCUGCUAGGUCCACACAGUCGGUGGGACUUUUUUAUUUUUUUUUGGAAAGAGUGCCUAUGAAGCUUCCUGACAAACACACACACACAAACACACAAAGACACACACACAUACAGAUGCACAAGACUCACUUUAACUCAGACUUACAGGGUAGACUUCAGUUAAACAGGACGAGCUCAGACAGUAUUUGAGGGAUUGGGGUGUGAUGGGGUCGUGGCUCACCCUGCUGCUGGGCUGCAACAUGAACGUCCGGCUUAUUGAUGGUGAAGCGGCCCCUGACCUCUGAGGUCAUGAAGGCUUUUUGAUCAGGGAGAGUUCAAAUAGAGCACUUAGUGUCCAGGCGGAUUAGGAUCACGGUUACAUGUUGCUUGAAAAAAAAA